Cotesia congregata is the source of this 1562-nucleotide messenger RNA. The record is from the annotation of a GenBank genome assembly. NCBI's taxonomy places the organism in Eukaryota, Metazoa, Arthropoda, Insecta, Hymenoptera, Braconidae.
UGGGAACAUGCUCCUCGGAGAGAAAAAGCCUGCAAGAGAUAUGCGAAUCAAUUAGGACGGACGACAGUCUGUUUACGAUGUUUCGUUUGAACCCAGAGCCGAUAACGUGUCCUUUUAAUGGGGCACCUUACACAUUCACCUACAACCGCGGUGAUAAAGAAUGCAAUUCUCCAGUUAGUGUCGCUGAAAGCUGCACUGAUCCCACCGAGGAACUGCAGUGUCUUGCUCUUUGGAAGGAUGGAAGGAACAAAUAUUUGGUCGGCACUCUCAAGCUGUUUGGAAGGAGCGCCGCAACUAAUGAGGAAACAUUCAGAUGUUUCCUGUAUGAGAGAAAUCAUCAUGGUGAAAAAGUAACUUAUGACAUUGCGCAAUCCGGCGACUCAACUUGCUCGGCAUUGAACGACGUAUCCCAAGGAUCGAGAACUAUUAAAUUGACUAAAGUUGAUAGAGAGCACAAUAAAUGUAAGUACCCACAAUGGGUGACUAAGCACCACGCCUGGCACUCUUUGGACGGAACCAGGGCUUACCACUUCACCACCGGGAAUGCGACGCUCAAGGUUGAGCAGAGUAAGGACCAGCAGAACAAGGGGCACAAGUACGAGGAGAGAAUCGUCUGUCAUAAUCUCGAGAGUAUUGAUAGUCCGGACAAGAAAGUGAAGCUCGUUGCUCACAUAACGAGUGGCUGCGAUAUUGGCUACGUCUGCAUGAUCUUCCACAGAAGAAGUGCUGGCGUGAUCGAGCUCCAGCAAUCAAAUGUCAAAACAAUUUUACCUGAAGAAGCAUGCAAGCAGCAGGAAGAUCUAUCAGUGAUGCCGUAUAUAACUUUAAUAACAUCGACGUUAGAGAAGAAGAGAUGUCCGCAACCUGGACGUUACCACGUCGUAAAUUACGGAUCCUCUCACGCGCUGUCCACACCGCCGCGUCGCCAACGCAAGGACACAAACAUCCAGAUCCGCGACACCCCGUCGUCUUCUUCUUCUUCAUUGUCAUCUUCAGUGUCCUCGUCAAUUUCGCAACGCGCUGCUGAGAAACGGACCUGGGAAGAAAAGAACGACGACGAGCAGUGCAGCGUUUCUGACAUACAAAUCGGAUGCACCACUUCUGAUCAAAGUGAAAUGAUUAUCAUCAACACCUGUGAAGAUAAACACGAAGCAUACACAUGUCAUGACAGCUGGGAAGAAAAAGGAGUCUGGUACACAAUAGUCUCGCAAAAACAAAAGAGCCUGAGCGGUAUCAGCAUAAACGUAAACAGCGGGAGCAGCAUCGGGAGUGAAUCCGCGGUGACAAAUGCGAGCUUCUGCUUCUCGAUGCGCUGGGUUGAUCCGACGCCUAAAUUGUCUGGUAGAGGCUCAAGAGUCGAACAAGAACAAGAGUUGAGGCUGACUUGGCCGGUACGCGAGUUCCAGAGGGACGAUCCUAAUCAAUGGACUUACAAGCUUUCUAAUCAAGGUGUAUGUGAAGAUAUAACCCGCGCUAGCGCGACUUCAGCGUCAUCAUUCUCGCGCGUGUCUUUAGUCCUAUCAGCGGGCGCAGCAAUAAUCUGCGAAUUGUUGUCAAGAUGA